UUUACAGAUGAUGCUGUUAACUUUGAAAAUUUUGAUCUUUUUACAAACGUGUUAUUUAAAGCGAAUAGAAGAAAUCCCAAUGGCUGCCCAAUUCGAGGUACAUUUUUUGUUUCACAUCAGUAUACCAACUACCAAUUUGUACAAAAGCUAUGGAACGAUGGUCACGAAAUUGCCGUGCACUCAGUAACCCAUCGUGGGCCCGAGAUGUGGUGGUCAAAAAAUGCCACUAUUGAAGAUUGGUUCGACGAAAUGGUUGGCCAAGCCAACAUUCUUAAUCGUUUUGCUAACAUACGCAUGGAAGAUAUACGUGGCAUGCGAGUUCCAUUUUUGCGCGUCGGUUGGAAUCGUCAGUUCUUGAUGAUGAACGAGUUUGGUUUUGUGUAUGAUGCAUCGAUGGUAGCACCGUUUAGCAAUCCACCACUAUGGCCUUAUACCCUGGAUUAUAAGAUGCCUCAUUCUUGUACAGGCAUAAACCAGAAUUGCCCCUCCCGCAGCUAUCCCGGUAUUUGGGAGAUGGUGAUGAAUCAGAUGGAAGUGGGUGACUUCACUUGUGGUAUGGUCGAUAGCUGUCCAUCACAGUUAAGUGGAGAUGAUGUUUAUCGCAUGCUGACGCACAACUUUAAAAGACAUUUCUUGUCGAACCGUGCACCAUUUGGAUUGUAUUUUCAUGCAACGUGGUUUAAGAAUAACGAUUACCUGCAGGCCUUUAUGCGGUUUGUGGAUGACUUGCAAAUGCUACCAGAUGUAUAUUUCGUUACAAAUCAACAAGCUAUUCAGUGGAUGAGACAACCAGUGCUGAGUACUCAGCUACAUACGUUUGAGCCCUGGGGAUGCAAGCCUCGCCAAUUGGAUGCCCGCGAAAUAGUAUGCAAUAUACCGAAUACAUGCAAGGUGCGAAGUCGAGUGUUACAGCAGGAUCGAUAUUUAUACACUUGCAACGAGUGUCCAACGCAGUAUCCCUGGAUACGCAAUGAAUUUGGUUUGGACUAAUAACCGCCCUUUAUACCUGACAUUGCCAUUCACUUGUUAAAUGCAAUAAUAGAUAUUAGCAAAAAUUUUAAUUAUUUUCUACUUUAGUAUGU
Messenger RNA from Rhagoletis pomonella (apple maggot), 1082 nucleotides. It is a transcript of the gene ChLD3, whose product is annotated as chitin deacetylase 1. The annotation marks the transcript as partial. NCBI's taxonomy places the organism in Eukaryota, Metazoa, Arthropoda, Insecta, Diptera, Tephritidae. The record is from RefSeq and is a predicted model, not a curated record. The transcript is spliced from 4 exons. Gene Ontology annotation, biological process: carbohydrate metabolic process.